This is a messenger RNA of Micromonas commoda, 2235 nucleotides long. RefSeq lists its product as hypothetical. Gene Ontology annotation, cellular component: cytoplasm. The transcript has a single exon. Lineage: Eukaryota; Viridiplantae; Chlorophyta; Mamiellophyceae; Mamiellales; Mamiellaceae. The record is from RefSeq and is a predicted model, not a curated record. Gene Ontology annotation, molecular function: ATP binding; cysteine-tRNA ligase activity. Gene Ontology annotation, biological process: cysteinyl-tRNA aminoacylation. The coding region runs from base 1 to 2235 and encodes 744 amino acids.
AUGUCCUCCGGCGAGAAGACGUUCCCGCAGUACGGCCCCAUCUGCGGCUGUUGCGCGCCCGUCCCUUGGUGGUCCCCUCCCGACGCGGAGGAGGCGUCCAAAGACGGCCCGAGGCGCGACGCCCCGCGGCUGCUCAAUUCGUUCACCAAGACGAAGGUGCCGUUCGUGCCGCUCGACGGCAACCGCGUCGGAUGGUACAUCUGCGGCCCGACGGUGUACGACAGCGCGCACAUGGGCCACGCGAGGAACUACGUCAACUUCGACGUCAUCCGCCGCGUGAUGACGGACUACUUCAGGUACGACGUCCGCUUCAUCAUGAACGUCACCGACAUCGACGACAAGAUCGUCAUGCGCGCGCACCUGAGGCGCUCCGAGGCCAUGAUCGCGGCGGCGGAAGCCGUGGGAGGACUCGACGCCCUCAUCGCCCCACUCAAGGCGCUGCUCGCGUCCGGGGAGAAGAACCUCGGCGAGCAGGAGGCCCUCACCGCGUCGCUGUGCGCCGCGAUCGUCGCGAAGGAUCCGACGAAAGUGGCCGAUCCCGACUGGACCGUCCAGGACGGCUACCUCGCGCUCGCGCACGCGUUCGAGGCGGAGUUCAUGGAGGACAUGCGCCUGAUGGGCGUCGCCAGGCCGGACGCCCUGACCCGCGUGUCCGAGUACACGGAGAAGAUCGUCCAGUACAUUCAGACUAUAAUCGACAGGGGAUACGCGUACGAGUCCAACGGGUCGGUGUACUUCGACGUCCCGACGUUCGAACAAUCGCCAAACCACAAGUACGCCAAGCUCAACAAGGAGGCGCUCAAGAACGUCGAGCUCGCCAUGGACGGCGAGGGUGCGCUCGCCGCGGACGCGAGCGAGAAGAGGGCGGAGAACGAUUUCGUGCUGUGGAAAGCUUCCAAACCGGGGGAGCCGCGAUGGCCGAGCCCGUGGGGCCUGGGCCGCCCCGGCUGGCACAUCGAGUGCUCCGCGAUGUGCUCCGACAUCCUCGGCGAGGCGGUGGACAUCAACGGCGGCGGGAUCGACCUCAACUUCCCGCACCACGAGAACCAGCUCGCGCAGUCCGAGGCGCACUACGACAUCAAGCAGUGGGUGAACUACUUUGUCCACACCGGCCACCUCCACAUCGACGGGCUCAAGAUGUCAAAGUCACUCAAGAACUUCAUCACCAUCCGCGCGGCGCUGAAGAUGUACACCGCCAGGCAGAUCAGGUUUUUGUUCCUCCUCCACCAGUGGUCGGAUCCCAUGGACCUGACCCCGGUCCAGGAGGGCGACGCCGUCACGGGAUUCCAGCAGAUGGAGGCGGCGGUCAUCGCGGAGAAGACGUUUGUCGAGUUUUUCCACUCGGUCAAGGGCGCGCUUCGCGGGCUCGGAUGCGCCGCGGGAUACAGCGUCGACCAGGAGCACACAUGGGGCGACGAGGAGCGCGCGCUGUCCUCCGCGAUCGACGCUGCCCGCGCGGGGGUGCACGCCGCGAUGAUCGACAACAUCAACACGCCCGCGGUUAUCAAAUCGCUCAAGGAGCUCGUCGGCGGCGUGAACAAGUACCUGGGUUCGGUGGCCGCCGACGCCGUCAGGCCGCUGCUGGUGGAGUCCGCGGCGAGGUACGUGACGAUGAUACUCGCGUGCCUCGGCGUGGCGGAGACCACCGGAGGGAUCGGUCUCGGCGACAUCGCCGGCGGCGGCGGCGAGGGGCGCGGAUCGGACUCCAAGGAGGAGGCGAUGGCGCCGGUGCUCGACCUCGUCGUCAAAUUCCGAGAUGAGAUCAGGGCGCUCGCUCGGUCCGGCGCGGACGCCAAGGCGCUCAUGCAGGCGUGCGAUCGGGUCCGCGACGUGGGGCUGCCCGAGCUCGGCGUGAAGCUCGACGAUCGCGAGGGGGGCGCGCUGUGGAAGCUGUCCACCCCGGAGGAAUUGCGCCGCGAGGCUCAGAGGGAGGCGGAGGCCAAGGCGAAGAAGGAGGAGCAGAAGAGGCGGGAGAAGGAGGAGGCGGCGAGGAAGGCCGCGGAGAAGGAGGCGCUGGCGAAGGUGUCGCCGAACGAGCUGUUCAAGCAGGGUGAGUACGCCGGACUCUACUCAAAGUACGACGAGGACGGUUUGCCGACGCACGACAAGGACGGCGAGGAGCUCGCCAAGGCCCAACGGAAGAAGCUGGCCAAGACGCAGGCUGCGCAGAAGAAGGAGCACGAUAAGUUCCUCGCCAAGGCGGCUGCGGACCAGCUGGGCAAGGCCGUCAUCUAA